Molecule: messenger RNA, 1172 nt
Organism: Coregonus clupeaformis (lake whitefish)
Lineage: Eukaryota; Metazoa; Chordata; Actinopteri; Salmoniformes; Salmonidae
Product: troponin I, slow skeletal muscle-like
Exons: 9
Coding region: 214-750 (178 amino acids)
Biological process (GO): muscle contraction
Cellular component (GO): troponin complex
Source: RefSeq, a predicted model, not a curated record
UUUAGAGAGCCAUUCACAUGAGCAGCAGAAGCCAUAAAUCAAUCAUACAAAAUCAUAAACCGCUUUUUCCUGCACGACAUCACUACUACACUUUCACUCUCUGAUUGGCUUCUAUUUUAAAGACAAUUCCAUCCAAGGACCCUAUUAACCUUGACAGUGAACCCCUGCUCUCUGGGUAAUAAAAGAGCCAAGUACUCAUAAACCAGAACAGCCAUGUCUGAGGGACCGAAAAAGACAAAGUACUCAGCGACCCGCAGGUUACUGCUGAAGCAAAAACUACUGAAGAAAGCUGGCGUCUUGCUGGUCCUGGAGCAAAGCAACAAGGUGACAGAGAGGGAGAGCACCUUGAAUGAGAGAGUACCACCGCUGAAACUCUCCGGCCUAUCUGUGCAGGAGCUUCAGGAGCUCUGUAAGGAACUGCACAGGAAAUGUGACACAGUGGAUGAGGCACGAUACGAUAUCGAAGCAAAAGUGCUCAAGAAUGAGAAAGAGCUCGCAGACCUGAAUGCAAAGAUCAACGAGCUGAAGGGGGGAAAGCGACCUAACCUCAAGAGGGUCAAGAAGUCUGCCGACGCUAUGCUGGGGGCUCUGACUGAAGCCAAACUCAGCUCCAAGGCAGACUUCAAGUCCAACCUGAAGACAGUCAAGAAGGACAAGAAGGAAGAGGAGAAAGCGGACCCGGGUGACUGGCGUAAGAAUGUGGAGUCCAUGUCUGGAAUGGAGGGAAGGAAGAAGCUUUUCAAUAGCUAAAACAGUUCAAGUACACUGGCUCUGUAGAGAUAUGUGGUUGCAUUACCUGCUUGUUUACUAAAUCAUAUAGGAUUUUCAUGAAAAUAUAUUUUUGCAGUGAGAUUGUGUGUUUUGGAGGAAAGUAUGAAGUGAUGUUUUUACACUAAAGACUGUGGGAACUAUAAAGGCUGUGGGAACUAAUCAAUAUUUUUAUUAAAACGAUUUAGUGUGGGCUACUUUAGAUAAUAAUUUUUUGAUUUCAUGUUUGAUUUAGAUUCCUAUAAAAAGAACAUAGUACAAUGUGGAACAACCUAAUAUACUCAUCGUAUUAGUUCAUUUUGUAAAUAUUCAAUUCCAGUUUGUUAUUAAAACACCAAUUAUUCUGUUUUGAAUUAACGUUUUGUGUGUCUGCCAAUAUUGCUGAUUAAAAAAAAUAUGGUGAA